AUGCCCAAGCGAAAGCGCGGCGAGCCCAGCUUGGAAGACAAGCUUGAGAAGCAAUGCAAUGAGGUCUUUCGGGCUCUCAAGUCCGCCAAGGGCUUUGAGCGUCAGAGACUCAGCAAGAGGCUUCGUGAGGAUGGCAUCGGGCCUGACAAGAAGGAGAGAUUGGAGCGUGAGGUGACUGUGCUAAAGUCUCUUGACCUACACCAGACCGCUCGCGCACACAUGUACUCGUCCCUCCUCAAGGUCAAGACCCUCGCCGCGUCCCCCGACCUGCCCGAAGAGAUCCGCGCCGGUGUCCCUAAGCCCGAGCUAUCCCCCGACGAGCAGGCCGCCCUGCAUAAUGUUACCAGCGGACUGUAUAACCGAGAGCCCGUGAAGCAAGCCGUCGACCGCGCCGUCACUGCCGUGUGCCAAGCACUCAACGUCCCCCUUCCCGAGAAAGCGAAGCGAUCACGCAAGUCCAAGAGGGAGGAGAAGGAGGACCAGCCAUCCGACCGGAUAGAAAAGGCUACCAAGACGGAGGAGGAAGCUCCCGAGGACGAUGUGCUGGUAUCAGUAGAGGAAGAAGAGGAUGCCUACGACGAAGAGUCAGAGUUUGAAGGAUUCUCGGACGUCGACGCAGCUGCUCAGGACAUUGAAGAGAUGGACAGCGGGGAUGAAGCCGACGAGGAGAAAGAGCUAUCCAAGUACGACGACUUGCUAGGCGGUUCCUCGGACGAAGACGAAGACUUUGACGACGAACGAUUCGCACAGUUCAGGGGCAAGGAAAAGGUGAACCUCGACGACAUCUCCGUCUCCGGCUCAGACGCAGAGCCAGGGCUCGAUUCAGAUUCCGAUUCCGAACCAGAGGCUCGUAAACAAGUCUCAGUUUCCCUAUCGCCCUCGCCACCUCCGGCAAAGAAGAAGAAGAAGGACAAGACGGCUCCCGCCCGCCCUCGCGAUUCCACCUUUCUCCCCUCCCUCAUGGGCGGCUACAUCUCUGGCUCCGAAUCCGCCUCGGAUGUGGAUGUCGCACCCUCCAAGAAGCGUCUCGGCCAGCGCCAACGCCAGGCCAUCUGGGAGAAGAAGUUUGGCACCAGGGCGAAGCACCUCCAGCGACCAGCCAAGCAGCGCGGAGGUCGUGACUCAGGCUGGGAUAUGAAGCGCGGUGCCGUGGAGGGAGGAGACGACCAACAGCGCACGCCCUGGAAGAAGGGCAUCCGCAAUCCGCUCACCAGACAGGCCGCCGAUUCCAAGCCUGAGGUCCAGAGACCGCCGACUAAGAAGGACGACGAGGGUCCGCUGCAUCCCAGCUGGGCCGCGAGGAAGCAGGCAAAGGCGUCUGAGAAGACGGCGGCGUUUGCGGGAUCAAAGAUUACGUUUGACUGA
This is a messenger RNA of Fusarium vanettenii 77-13-4, 1365 nucleotides long. RefSeq lists its product as uncharacterized. Bases 1 to 1365 code for a protein of 454 amino acids. Lineage: Eukaryota; Fungi; Ascomycota; Sordariomycetes; Hypocreales; Nectriaceae. The transcript has 2 exons. Gene Ontology annotation, cellular component: 90S preribosome; nucleus. Gene Ontology annotation, biological process: maturation of SSU-rRNA. The record is from RefSeq and is a predicted model, not a curated record.